AUGCCCAGGCCUACAAUCUCCCUUGAUAGUCUUGGAUACGACACAACAGUGCGCUUUCGACUGAAUAAUCUUGGCGAAUUCUUCACGCAACCUCGCGGAGCUGCUGUCAUCUCCCGUGAGACAGAACCGUUCGGACACGGUGGAUGGAAAAUAUUCUUUCAAUCCAAUACCCGGGCAGAUGAUGAUUGCUUGCAAGUGCGGAUCGUGCCUCCCAAGGAAGGCUCUCCUGCCGUUGACUAUUCUGUUAUCGGGGAGUCCUCUAGGGGGAAGCUCUACUUCAUAGUAGCAUCUGGCGUUUCCACAGCAUUUCACCCUCGUUCGAAAGCUGCAGGGGGUGAUGACGCGCUUUCUCGAGUUCACGAUUGGUCCCGCGACGAGCAUUUGCGAAACGAAAAUAGCCUCAUCGUUACCGUGAAUAUCAAAACAAGUGCUCCCUGCCCUAUGCCAGCAGCUCAGCCAGGAGAGAGAGGCGAGAUGUUUAGUUUCCUCCAUCGAACGAUGAUAAAUGAAUCCCCCAUUAACAUGAGAUACAUCGCCUUUACUCGUCGCAUAUCCUCUGGACAGUUGACUUGUGCUCGUGCGAUAUUCGCCAACGAGCUUGUUCUGACAGAAGCGAGUGCAUAUAUGGAGGACUUGCAUUAUACCGAGCAAUUUACGGCCAUUGCGCAUCGCCUUGACGAGGAUCUUCUUGUCGAUGAUUUAAAGUCUACACAGACAACCUACAUGGACGACGACAGCGACUUCGAAGACGACGGCGAGACUCAAGCAGUGACUCGACCCCGGGAUCACGUUGAAGGAAGCUAUGAUGAGAGAAAGCCAUCUAUUACAGCGGAGCACAACCAGAUAGAUGCUGACGACACUAUGCUGAAUGAUUUUGACGGAGGAACUGUAGUGGUCGACGGGGCUGCUGCCCGAACGUGGGAAGCGUUCAUUUUCUACUUAUACAGCGGAAAACUUGAAUUCGCCCCAUUGAAGAGUGCCGGUGCAUCAAUUCGGAAGGAAUUCUUCAAGAACCAUCGGGAACGUAAGCCGCAACUUCCUACCCCCUGUUCCUGCAAGUCUAUGUAUCGUCUGGCAAAGGAAAUCGAAUGUGAGAGCUUGCGAGUUUACGCAUUGGGUCACUUGAAGUGCCAGCUUUCCGCGCAUACGAUCCUGACUGAACUGUUCAGCGAAUUCACCGCACGAUACGAAGAAGUAUACAAAAUGGAGAUGAAGACACUAAGAAAGCUCUGGAAGGAGCUCGAGGGCACACCGGCCUUGCAAGAGAAGCUCACCGAGGCCGUGAAGUAUCCACAUGCGGGACGCAUCGUGGCAGAUAUUUUUCAAAUGGCCAUGAACGCUCCUGGUCUACGACACAAGUAUUGA
This is a messenger RNA of Sparassis crispa, 1365 nucleotides long. RefSeq lists its product as hypothetical. Lineage: Eukaryota; Fungi; Basidiomycota; Agaricomycetes; Polyporales; Sparassidaceae. The record is from RefSeq and is a predicted model, not a curated record. Bases 1 to 1365 code for a protein of 454 amino acids. The transcript has 6 exons.